Odobenus rosmarus divergens (Pacific walrus) is the source of this 1216-nucleotide messenger RNA. It is a transcript of the gene FABP4, whose product is annotated as fatty acid binding protein 4, adipocyte. The record is from RefSeq and is a predicted model, not a curated record. The coding region runs from base 71 to 469 and encodes 132 amino acids. Gene Ontology annotation, biological process: fatty acid transport. Gene Ontology annotation, molecular function: fatty acid binding. NCBI's taxonomy places the organism in Eukaryota, Metazoa, Chordata, Mammalia, Carnivora, Odobenidae. The transcript is spliced from 4 exons. Gene Ontology annotation, cellular component: nucleus; cytosol.
GGUCAUAGCACCUUCCUGAGAGCCACAGCUCUUUUUCUCAUCUUGAAGAUAAUUCUAGAAAGCUCAUAAAAUGUGUGAUGCUUUUGUUGGUACCUGGAAACUUAGCUCCAGUGAAAACUUUGAUGAUUACAUGAAAGAAGUGGGAGUGGGCUUUGCCACCAGGAAAGUGGCUGGCAUGGCCAAACCCAACAUGAUCAUCAGUGUGAAUGGGGAUGUGAUCACCAUUAAAUCAGAAAGCACCUUUAAAAAUACUGAGAUUUCCUUCAAACUGGGCCAGGAAUUUGAUGAAGUUACUGCAGAUGACAGAAAAGUCAAGAGCAUCAUAACGUUAGAUGGAGGAGUCCUGGUACAGGUGCAGAAGUGGGAUGGAAAAUCAACCACCAUAAAGAGAAAACGAGUGGAUGACAAACUGGUGGUGGAAUGUGUCAUGAAAGGCGUCACUUCUACCAGAAUUUAUGAGAGAGCAUAAGUCAAGGGACAUGGAGCUGAAGUUUGCAUCGAACUUCUGUUGGAUAUAUUGUCCAAACAUGUAUUGUUCUUUCCUACUAAUUAGCAAGCAACUAAUUUUCCCCAAACUGAUUUUUUUCAAUGUGGAUGUGUUCAUUAAAUAAAACUUUUUAGAUUUAGAAGGUGAUGUAACGAUUCAUUUAUUGUGCUGGAUCAUUUCUUACUCAUAAUUCAAUGAAGGAAAUAGGAAAAUUGUAUUUUUGCUUUGUUUCUCAUGUAAGUAAUAUGAUUUUUCAUGGUAAUCCCAGGUAAAAAAUAAAUAUUCAUGAAUUUUCCAUUGCCUUAGGUAGGAGAUGAUAAAUUUGUUAUCCCUGAAUACGUGUUCCUUAUGCAGCAUGUUUACAGUCAAGUAACUAUCUCUCAAGGACCUAAGGUAGUUUUAAGUGUAGUGAAGUGGCCCACAGCCAGCUGGGCCAAAUCCUGUCAUUUCACACCUACCUGUCCUAGGGCAUUGACAGAAAGAACAGCAAUACAUGUUGCAGAAUAAGAUUUCUAGAACAUAAAUUUUAAUCUGAAAAGUUAUUGGUAAACAAAGCUACCUCUGGAAUCUCAAAAAUUAAGUGCAAAUAAUCCCAUAAUGUUCAUUCCAGAAAAGAGAUGACAGUUCGUAAUGAGUAAUGAUGCAAAUGUUCUUAUAGUGGUUUCCAAAUUUUUCUUUUUUCUACUAGUGGAACUUUUUUAUUAAAUAAAAUAUUGAAUAUGUUCUGGA